AUGGCUCGUAAUGGUAAUAUGAGAAAAGUAUUUGUCCGGGAGAUCCUAAGUGGAAGCAACCUUGAUGCUUGUUACGAUCUAAUAAAAGAUGAGGUGAUUAAGGCUAUUGAAUAUGUUAGAAUGAGGGUUGGAAGUCCUGUAAGGAUUGAUGAACUGGCUUUCCAAACAGAACUCAAUGUGAUUUUGAGUAUGUUGUGGGGUGGGACACUUGAACAAAAUCAACUAACUGACAAAGCAGGAUCUGAUUUCAGGGCGGUCUUCGCGAACAUGUUGGAUGUUUUAGGAAAGCCAAGUAUAUCUGACUUCUUCCCAAUCCUCCGCAGGUUUGAUCUCCAGGGAGUUGAGAAAGAAGCCAACACUCUUUUACAAGUAGCUGAUAGUAUUUUUGAUGCAGUGAUCAAUGGAAGAUUGAAGAUGAGUGAGGAUGAAAUGAAAACUGAUACGACAGCUACAAUGCAUAAGGAAGUCCUGGAGAAAGUCCAAAAGGAAUUGGAAGAUGUGGUAGGGUUAGACAACAUUGUUGAAGAGUAUCAUCUGCCAAAAUUGCAUUACUUGGAAGCUGUAGUGAAAGAAGCUUUGCGCUUACAUCCUGCUGUUCCUCUGCUUAUCCGGAAAAAUCCAGCAUUGUAG
Oldenlandia corymbosa var. corymbosa is the source of this 630-nucleotide messenger RNA. The record is from the annotation of a GenBank genome assembly. NCBI's taxonomy places the organism in Eukaryota, Viridiplantae, Streptophyta, Magnoliopsida, Gentianales, Rubiaceae.